Messenger RNA from Lutzomyia longipalpis, 2572 nucleotides. It is a transcript of the gene Nulp1, whose product is annotated as transcription factor 25. Bases 234 to 2294 code for a protein of 686 amino acids. Lineage: Eukaryota; Metazoa; Arthropoda; Insecta; Diptera; Psychodidae. The record is from RefSeq and is a predicted model, not a curated record. Gene Ontology annotation, cellular component: RQC complex. The transcript has 6 exons.
ACUGUAAGGUGUGGGAAAUGCAUGCCAGGUGGUGCAUUUAAAAAUAGGGUGUUUUUUUUGCGUGAAAAUGCGUAAAUAAUUGCACGAAUCACUCGUACAUUGGGGCAUAAUUACAAAACAAUUGCGUGAAGACAUUUGCAAGUACCUCCGGGGACAAUCAGUGUGGGUUUUGCUGUGAAAAGACGCUGAAAUUUGCUUCAUUGUUCGUUGUGGGAGGAAGAGAAAAAGCGGAAAUGUCAUCGCGAGUUCUGCGGAAGCUCCAUGGUGAGGAAGCACUGCAACUGCCGGAGGAUCAGCUGUCGGAUGUUGAGACUGAAAUUACGGGGGGCACGAAGAAGAAGCUCAACAUCAAUCGAUACGAUUUGCUCAAUCAGCAAUCCCCGUCCGAGAGUGAGGUGAAGGAGGAUGACAAUGAGACAGAACAUGCCUCAGCUGCCAGCAAUGCCCACACCUGUGAGCAGGCAAAGAAGAAAAAGAAGCGCAAAAAGAGGAAGGGAGGGAAGCAAUCAAGUGCCCAAAGACGCAGCUCUGAGGACAAUGCUGAGGUGGAUGUAAUCACGAAGACUGUUCGCGAGGUGGACAAACUCUUUGGCGAAGCGUACGAAUUGCCCGCAUCUCCCGUGGCCAAGAGCGCCGUGGGCUGUGAUUCAGCCGGGAAGUCGCUCCUUGCGGUUCAGCAUAAGAACCUCAAUCCGUCGUAUGAGAUGAAGAGGAUGUUUGGGAGUCGCGUUGUCCAGGCGGAGCAGGCAAAGAGGCGCAAUACGCGCGGACAGCGCCCCCUCAAAUCCACAUGGUUGGUGAAUGUGAAGGAGAAUUGGCCCCCUGUGGGUAAGACUGGCAUCUCAAUGACCCAAACAGCUGCUCCGGAAGUUCCCGGAACAUCCCGUGUGCUGGACAAGGGUGUCACAUACUUCACGUUUGAGCACAGUCAGUCCUACCGGCAGGUGCAGAAUAAAUUUCUCGCCGCCGUGGAGAGUAUGGAUUCGGAUAAUAUAAUUCAGAUUAUCAAUCAGCAACCCUACCACGUGGAUUCGCUCAUUCAGCUGAGUGAGCUGUGCAAGAUGUCCGAGGACAAUGCAAUGGCAUCAGAGCUCAUUGAGCACGCCAUCUUUGCCCUUGAGUCCUCCUUCCACAACUCCUUCAGCCUCACAUCCGGCAAUUGCCGCCUCGACUACCGCCGUCAGGAGAAUCGGGCACUCUUUGUGGUACUCUUCAAGCAUGCUCAGUACCUCGAGGCACGUGCCUGCUCCCGCACUGCCCUCGAAGUGGCCAAGCUGCUGCUCUCACUGGAUCCCAUCAAUGAUCCACUCGCCAUCAUUCUCGUCAUUGACUACUACGCCAUUCGCGCGAAGCAGUACGAAUGGCUUGUUGAGCUCUACAAUGAAUGGGAGAGCUCCAAUAAUCUCUCCCAGCUACCCAAUAUGGCCUAUUCCUACGCCUUAGCCCUCUUCCUCAUCCACAAGGAAAAUGACUGUUCAGGCGCUGAUUCCGCUCUCCAGUAUGCUCUACUUAUGUUUCCGGGUGUCUUGAGGCCUCUUCUGGACGCUUUGUCCAUUCAAAUUGAUUCCCGCGUCAAUGGGCAUAGCUAUUUUAGCCCCCUGACCUGCAACAGCCAUCCGGCUGCCCUUCAGCAACUCACAUCACUCUAUGUGGUGCGAUCGAAGAUAAUUUGGCGUGAUCAGGAGAUUCUGCCGUGGUUGGAGCGCAAUGUGAACACUGUGUUGGAUCGUGUGGAUGCCAAGGAUGAGAUUGUUGCGGAAUUCGCCUUGAAGCGAUCACAGCGCUACGUGAGUCCCCCGCGGGCUAUUCUGCGGCACAUUGUGCUGGCGGAUUUCAAGGAGAAGGUCCCCCUGGCGCCAUUUAUUGCCAAGGAAACCGACCCCAUCCUCAUGUACGACCCCCUGCCACCGCUGGACUCCAUCAACAUCUACUCACGCCCCAUUUUCACACCAACGAACAGCGUUCAGCUGCAGAACUCCUCACCCUUCUCCAUGUUCUUCCAGAGCCUCCUGCCGAGUUUCUCCGUGAAUCAGGCAGCCCCUGGUGGUGGUGGUGGUAAUAGGGCCGCUGUGGCACCCCUUGCAGCAGACGCCCAACAAGCGCUGGAGGAUGACGAUGGAGUAGCCGGAGCGCAGGGCUUUCAGUCCUACACGGAAUUCCGGAAUUCCCUGAAUUCCGUCGUGGACGCCCUGAGGGAUUUCCUCACAAACAUUCGCGUCCCCGAGCGCCCCAAUGAUGCCGACGUGGAUGAGAAUGAGAGUACAGAUGAUGAGGCGAAUGAUUAUUUGACAUAAGACGUGACUCGCGCGCGGCUGAACAUUGAUGGACGCAUUCUCAAUCGCAUCCAGAGCUUCAUCCAACGCAAAGAAAUUCUUUAAUUUGCAAUAAAGAGAAAAAUCAUUAAAUUAACAUUUUUACAAUGAAAUUCAAUUGAGAAGAGAAUUCUACUUAAAACCUACUUUUUUCACAUUAUUAUGUUAAUUUAUGCUUCACAAUUUAAUUUGUAAAAGAAAAUAUCAAAUCUGUAAAUUUUAUUCAUUUGAAAAUAAUAAAGAAAUUCCUCAGAAACUCA